AUGAGAAAAUUACAAGUAAUUAAAGUUUUGAGUUUGAAGCAUAACGAAGAAGGGUUGGCAUUUGGAGAUCUUGUUCGAAAUCAAAAUUGUCUGGAGAAACUCUUUAUAAAUAUUGCAAACGGAGAAGGAUUAAAAGGUCUUACAAAAAUACAACUAGAUGCAGAAAUAACUUUUUCUUUUCAACAAGUCCUUUAUUUCUAUUCAACAUUUAAAGUUAAUAGACAUACCGAAAAUUUGACAAUUAGUAAACAAUUAAAGCACUUUACAAUUCGAGAUACGUCUCUCAGUAUUUCUAACAUGACAUCAAUUAUAAAAGGUGCUGACGAGAAUCUUCAUGAACUAUACGCCUCUAAUUGGCAAUCUGCAACAUCACAAAUAAUUGAAUGCAUAUCACAACAUUACCAAAAUCUCGUUUUACUUG
Molecule: messenger RNA, 421 nt
Organism: Ambispora gerdemannii
Lineage: Eukaryota; Fungi; Glomeromycota; Glomeromycetes; Archaeosporales; Ambisporaceae
Source: the annotation of a GenBank genome assembly